AUGGAAUUGACAACAGAAAAGAAACCCUAUGUUUGUUCUGUAUGUGAAUAUGCUAGUGAGUGCAGUAGUAACCUUAAAAGACAUAUGAGAAUACAUACUGGUGAGAAACCUUUUAAAUGUGAGGUUUGUAGUUAUGCAACUACACAGAGAGGGCACUUUAAUGAGCACAUGGCUAUACAUACUGGAGUUAAACAUUUUAAAUGUGACCUGUGUAGCUAUGCAAGUAACCGUCGAAGUCAUGUGAAAAGACAUAUGUUAACACAUACAAAGAAUAAACUGCGUAAAUGUGAUGCAUGCGAUGAUACUUUUGAAGACGGUAUUGGGCGGGAACAACACAUGACUCGACACAUGACUGGUCAUUUAGAAGAAAAUGGUAAUUAUUUGACAUAUAAUGAUGUUAAAAAGGAUAUUAAAAUAGCAGCUCAGUUGGAGGAGAAACCGUUCAAAUGUCAGACAUGUGAUUACUGUACUGUUGAUAGUGUACUUUUUGAAAAUCAUUUAGCAAGUCACGAAGAGAAGAAGAUCUUCAAAUGUCAAUUUUGUGACUAUGUUUGCAAUUUGAGCUCAGAUUUGAAGAAACACAUACAUGGUACACAUGAUGUGGCCAGGAGAUUUAAAUGUAACGUUUGUAACUUUUCCAGCAAUAAUAGGGGAAAUCUGAAAGAACAUAUAGCAAUACAUACUGGAGAAAAACAAUAUAGUUGUCACAUUUGUGGUUAUGCAUGCUAUCAUAAAAGUCAUAUGCAGAGACACUUAAUGGUCCAUACCGGAGAAAAACGCUUCAAGUGCGGAGUUUGUAGCUACGAGAAUAACGACAAACGUUACAUGAAAAUACAUAUGAGGAGACACACCGGAGAAAAACCGUUACCGUGUCAAUAUUGUGACUACACAUGUGAUAACAAUAAUGAUAUGGCAAGUCAUUUGGUGAUACAUACUGGAGAGGAGAACGUGAAAUGUGAUUACUGUGAUUAUACAUGCUCCCACAUAACACUUCUAGAGAAACACAUUGCCAUGCACAUAGGAGAAAAACCAUUUCGAUGUUACUUCUGCGACUAUUCGUGUGAAUAUAACUCGAAUCUAAAAAGACACAUGAGCAUUCAUACCGGAGAGAAAAGGUUUAAAUGCGAUUUUUGUGAUUAUGGAAAUUAUCAAAUUGGACGUUUGAAAGAGCAUAUCUUGGCAAAACAUUCAUAA
This is a messenger RNA of Ruditapes philippinarum (Manila clam), 1194 nucleotides long. Its product is annotated as zinc finger protein 888-like. The transcript has a single exon. The coding region runs from base 1 to 1194 and encodes 397 amino acids. The record is from RefSeq and is a predicted model, not a curated record. Lineage: Eukaryota; Metazoa; Mollusca; Bivalvia; Venerida; Veneridae.